Durusdinium trenchii is the source of this 1572-nucleotide messenger RNA. Lineage: Eukaryota; Dinophyceae; Suessiales; Symbiodiniaceae. The record is from the annotation of a GenBank genome assembly.
AUGGCCAUAGAGAUCUCACCAGACCCUGCCAAGAGGUCUGAGCAGCUGAUGGCCAAUGAGAACCUCAUCAAGGAGGCCAAUGGUGCCAUGGCACCCAUGACAGGUUUCCUCAGCUUGUCCACCAGCCACACCACAGCUUUUCUGAGGGCCAUCAACCAUGGUUGCCUGCCAGAUGAGCAGCCUCCCAUGGAAGUGCGCAAAGAUGAUCCAUGCUGGGACCUCAUCCAGAAUGGGUGGUCAUGGCUCAUUUCGAGCCAUUUGGUGGAAGGCCAAUGGCCCAUGCUACCCACCCUGCUGCAAGGGGCCAUGAACUCUGCCAACUCCAUCUCCAAGGUCACUGGUGAAAUCUUUCCCAUGCUUCGAGUGGCCAUGUGGUGCGCCAUGUUGGGGACAAACAAGCACCAGGACAACAUCCAAAGGAUUCUCACCAAAGCCGAUCUGGACAAGCUGAAGACUGCCAAUGCCAAAGAGAAGGUCAUCACAGCAGAACACCAGUACAAUUGCCAGAAGGACCAUCCUAGUUUGGUCUUUGAGUUCACCAAUGUCAAGGACAAUGCCAUCACAAUGGUGCACAGGCCACAUCUAGGACCAUUGCUCAGCAUUGAUGUUCCAUUUGAUGAUCUUCCAAAGUGGAAGGUGUCCAAAGCAAAGAUGCCACAGAUUUGCCCAGCAGAGACUGCUGCUGCUUUGCUGCCCCACAAGGUACCCAUGGCCAAAGAAGAGCUUUCCAAGUUGCAAGCAACCAUGGCUUUGCAUGAAGCAUGUGAAAAGCACCAAGUGGAUCACAACCAGAUUGCUUUUGCUCAGAACCCAAUGGGUCUUUGGACACUCCAAGCAAUCAAAAAGGCUAAACAAUUGAAGUUGGUGCCAUUGGGCUCAUUGGCCAAAUUGAAGGGGAAGGAGCCAAGGGGGUGCAUACUCAUGGAGCAUGGUGGCAUCAAGUGGCAAAUCCACCCUUGGAAGCAAUACCAAGCCUGGGGUGAAGAUGCCAAGAGCCAAGAGACAUUGGUGCCAUUUUGGUGGUGCAAGAGUGGCAGUGAACAAUGCAACAUGGAGAUCCAUUCCAUCACCAUGACAACUAGCAGUGGCAAUGUGAAGAUCCCAGUCCUCACCAACACCGUAGCCAUUGAUGCCAACCAGCUUCUUGAGGUCAUUGCAUCUCCUGCAGCCACACUGCUACCAGCUACCAGCCAAACCGAGAGAAAGAGGUACUUCCAAGCCAUGGGUGGGAACCAAAGCCAAGAAGAGCAGCCCCAGCAGCAGAGCUUGGCCCAGUGGAUGUGGCAACCAGACCAAGGUGCCAAAGUUGGCACCCCAUUUGGCUUUGGCAUGCUCCAAGCCAGGUUGCCAGUCCUGGGUUUGGAUCUGGAUUGCCAGUUGUGCGGCCAGAGUUGGUUCCAGUCCUACUUGGACCAUGGCUGCCAGAUCAGGUCCAAGGAUGAGGCCAAAGGUUUCCAGAGGUUUCUAGCCAUGUCAGCUACUACCAUCCAGAUUGACGACUAUGCCAUGACAGAGGAGGCCAACCAGCUGAAGUUGGUCCUGUACUUCAGUGAUGGCACCAGCCAAAAGUGA